CACGACAGUAGUACAACAACCACAGAGCGCAUACAUUUUAAUAUCUUCUCUACUUCGCUUCUCUCGCGCUGUGUCCAGCUUUUUCUUGUUGCCUGCGGCUUGCCUCAUGAUUCUCGGGUUUUACUACAACGGCAUUAGUUUUGUGCGAAAACUGAACUUGAAGUGUGUGGUUGACUGUGCCGGACGACUCCGAUUGGUUAGUGCUGGUUGGUGCUACCUGUGAGAUGACCCAGGACAUUGCCUGCUGUUGCGUUGAUUUGUGUACCAUUAGCCAAGGCCUGCUAAGUCAUCGCUCAGCGGUGCCCAAAUGCUACGCCGUGAUUGUUAUAUGAUGUUAGUUUGACAGUGGAAUUUCUCCAGCCAGAAAAUUAGGGAUCUAGUGCUCUUAUUUUUUUGUUUUGUUUCGUCUGUGAAUGUGAUAUAUCUUCAUGAAGAGAGAAUAAAACGUGAACAAAAAAAAUACGCAAGUGCUCUGGUCGAAAUCAUCGUACAAAACGACGGACGACAGUCAGUGCAACAGUAGGCGAUAGGAAGGAGAAGAGGCAGUCGCUGCGACGGCGACGGCAGUCGGCAGUGUUUUGCUUUUUAUCAGCGGUGCCUCCCCAAAACAACCGGAAGUGAGCAACGAGAAAAAUGUCUUCCAAAAACGAACUGAAAAAACUUUCCGAGGAAAGUUUAACCCGCCAGCCGGAAGAGGUCUUCGACAUCAUCUGCAAACUAGGUGAGGGAAGCUAUGGGUCGGUCUACAAGGCGCUUCACAAAGAGAGCGAGCAGGUUCUCGCCAUCAAGCAGGUCCCGGUGGACACUGACCUGCAGGAGAUCAUCAAGGAAAUCUCCAUCAUGCAGCAGUGCGACUCGCCAUACGUGGUCAAGUAUUACGGAAGCUACUUUAAGAACACCGAUCUCUGGAUUGUGAUGGAGUACUGCGGAGCGGGUAGCGUGUCCGACAUCAUGCGGUUGCGAAAAAAGACACUGUCCGAAGACGAGAUUGCCACGAUCCUGAUCGACACGCUGAAGGGGCUGGAGUACCUGCACCUGAGGAGGAAGAUCCAUCGGGACAUCAAGGCCGGUAACAUUCUGCUGAACUCGGAGGGUCACGCCAAGCUGGCCGACUUUGGGGUGGCCGGACAACUGACGGACACGAUGGCCAAACGUAACACUGUGAUCGGGACGCCCUUCUGGAUGGCCCCGGAGGUGAUAGAGGAGAUCGGGUACGACUGCGUGGCGGACAUCUGGUCGUUGGGUAUCACGGCCUUGGAGAUGGCCGAGGGGAAGCCUCCGUACGGGGACAUCCAUCCGAUGCGAGCCAUCUUCAUGAUACCGACCAAACCGCCGCCAUCGUUCCGAGACCCGGACAUCUGGAGUCCGGAGUUUAUCGAUUUUGUCAGUUUGUGCCUAGUCAAGAAUCCGGAGGAACGGGCAACCGCCACGGAUUUGCUGACACAUGAGUUCAUCGGGAACGCCAAACCUUGUAGCAUACUCAGCCAGAUGAUAGCGGAAGCGAAGGAAAUUAGGGAAAAUCAGAGUUAUCGGCACGCGGCGGCAAUCAGUCAGGCCAACCGGCAGCUGCAGAAUAACAAUAAUAAUAACCACAAUCACGAGGGAGAUUCGGACGAGGACGAUGUCAACUCGAGAACGAUGCGAGAGUUCCCGGAAGACUGUGGAACGCUGGUGCCGGGUCGGGACGAUGGUGACGGUACGAUGAUAGCGCAUACGGACUGCGGUACGCUCGUUCCGGACAGUGCGACGAUGGUGGAACUGCAGUCGAAUCUAGGCACAAUGGUGAUCAACUCCGACUCGGAGGAAUCGACAAUGAAAAGGCACGACACCAAUCCGGACAAACCCAAGUACCGCCCGCUGUUCCUGGACCACUUCGACAAGAAGGAAGCGGAAGCGGCCAACUUCGUGACCAAAUCGAACAAUCAGCAAAGUUACGACGAUGAUAGCUCUUCGCCGGAAGAUCAGGACGCGUCCCCGCAGCGACCACAACCUCAGGUGCAAACUCCGAGUAAGCAACAGCAGCCCACGGCUCCGCCUCUAACGCAGAGCCUCGAUGAGCAGCAGCUGAACGAGGAGCGGCAGCGAUUUCAAUCGCACUUGCAGUUGCAGCUCAAUCAGAUAUCUGCCGUUAGCCCCAAUAUGCAUCAGCAGCAGCAGCCGCCACAACAGGUGCAGUACCAGCAGUCCCCAGUGGCUGUAACUCCCGAUGGGGGAGGGGGAGGUGGUGGCGGUGGAGGAGGCGGAGGCGGGAUGGAAGCUCACAAUCGCAUUUACAACAAUAGGAUCAAUUUGAUUGAUAGCGAAUAUGAUUCGUUGAAAUUCCUCAACUACGAACAGCUCGAGCAGCGGUUGGCCAGCAUCGACAAGGAGAUGGAGAAGGAACUAGCGGAAACGAACAAACGCUACCACGCCAAGCGGAAGCCCAUCAUCGACGCGAUCGAGGCCAAACAGCAGAAGCGACAGCAAAAGCACGAGGAAUUCUGAGUUUUUCCAUCUGCAGCGGGGCAUAGUUUUGGGCUUCUAACGCCCGCAGAGAUGCGCGAAGUAAAAGUGCUAUAAAGAAUCCCACUUGUAGAGAAAACAGAAACUAUAGUAAUAGGAAUCAAAUGCAAAGACGUCAUUUUAGGAACCUACACUGAUGUCGGUUUAGUUGAAAAUUGAUUAUUUUUAAGCGAUAAAAAAACAACUUUAGUGAGCAUUCACCGAAUCAAACCAUUGAUUGUCGUUCGUUUUCAUGCUGAGAUUUUUGCCACGAGCGAAAGCAAAAAAAAAACUCAGAUGCAUCUAGGAAUUCAAGCAAAUUUUAGUUUUCUUGCAUUUGAAAUUGUUUAUUUAUGCAGAAGCUCCGCGACACAGAAGGACGACUUCCCGACUGCCUGCAAGCCUGAAACGGAGCGGAAUCAUUUUAGC
This is a messenger RNA of Aedes aegypti (yellow fever mosquito), 2910 nucleotides long. It is a transcript of the gene hpo, whose product is annotated as serine/threonine-protein kinase 3. The record is from RefSeq and is a predicted model, not a curated record. Gene Ontology annotation, biological process: protein tetramerization; intracellular signal transduction; regulation of MAPK cascade. The coding region runs from base 634 to 2484 and encodes 616 amino acids. The transcript has 6 exons. Gene Ontology annotation, cellular component: cytoplasm. Lineage: Eukaryota; Metazoa; Arthropoda; Insecta; Diptera; Culicidae. Gene Ontology annotation, molecular function: protein serine/threonine kinase activity; ATP binding.